Molecule: messenger RNA, 4678 nt
Organism: Gambusia affinis (western mosquitofish)
Lineage: Eukaryota; Metazoa; Chordata; Actinopteri; Cyprinodontiformes; Poeciliidae
Product: hsFATP2a_ACSVL_like domain-containing protein
Exons: 10
Coding region: 741-2687 (648 amino acids)
Molecular function (GO): long-chain fatty acid transmembrane transporter activity; long-chain fatty acid-CoA ligase activity
Source: RefSeq, a predicted model, not a curated record
UUUCUAAUGAGGGUUGCCAUGUGCGCAGUCCGAAGGUUUUUGCCUCUUUUUGGUAGAUUGUAGAGUUUUUACCUAUGAAUGUUGUUUUAGUGGCGCAACUUUGAGUUUCCCAGACUCACAUUUGCACUUGUUGCAGCGAUUAGUGCACUCUAAAAAGUAACACUGCAUGUUUAAUUAAUUUAAUUUAACAUUUUUAUAUUUUUGGGCGCAGAGGCUUCACCAUCUGAAAAACCUGGACGAAUCACUACCUAACUUUGUUAUUAGUUAAAAUAUUGACUAAAUGGGGCGUGCUGUGGUGGCGUAAGCAAGCAGGUUCAAAAGUGAAAAAUUAGUUAAAUAAAAACUCAGACCACUUUCUCUCCCACCCUCCCCCAAAAAUGAAAAAUAUAUUGACAUUCCUGACUUUCAAAAGUUGCGACUUUUGAAGUUCAGAAAUGUCCAAGAUUUUUCUAGAACAUUUCUGAGAUGAGAGAAUUGUUGGCAGAGAUUUACUCUGUUUUUCUCUUUUUGUGUCUACAAUGGCCCCCAUAUUCUAGUGUUAUCAGUAGAACCAGAAAUGACCCAGAUUCACGCUAAUCUUAAGAAGUUCUCCUAUUUGAGUAUAAUUUCUGCCCGCCUCUGGUAGUCUAGUUUUCCAACAGGUGAAGAGAAAAUCCAGAUCUGGCAACUGGAUCCUCCCCCGGACUGAAGGAGGGACCAGUGGGACAGAACCCGGCUGAGCGCCGCCUUCAGCCAAACGCAUGAACUUCGUCACAUUUCAGUUUUUCCAGACAGUUUUAACUUUUCCCAGCCGCUCUCCCACCCCGUCCUGCGGCUCCUCCACCAUGUCCGUGUGGCUCACCGCUGCGGCCGGACUGGCCAUCCUGGCCCUCGCAUACAUCCGGACUUUCUGCCCGUACUUCAGGGAUGACUGCGCCUACACGCUGCGGUGCCUAAAGCUGGGCAUCAGGCUCAGCAAAUACAGGAAGUCCAAACCUUUCUACAGUAUCCUGGACUGCUUCUUGGACGCGGUGAAGAGGCAACCCAACAAGACCUUCAUCCACUUCGAGGGACGCUCAUUCAGCUACGGAGAGGCGGACCUGCAGAGCAACAAGGUGGCCCGGGCCCUGCAGGCUGAAGCCCGGCUGAAGGAGGGCGACACCGUGGCCCUGUUUCUGCCUAACGAGCCCAGCUUCGUGUGGACCUGGCUCGGUUUGGCCAAGCUGGGCUGCCCGGCGGCUCUGCUGAACUUCAACAUCAGAUCCAAGUCUCUGCUGCACUGCUUCUCCUGCUGCGGGGCCAAAGUGCUCAUUGCCGCUCCAGAGCUGCUGGAUGCGGUGGAGGAAGUUCUGCCGACGCUCAGGGAUCAGGGCAUCCGGGUGUUCCUCCUGUCGGACCGCUGCAGCGUUGAAGGCAUCACCGCUUUGUCUGACAAGAUCGCCGAAGCCUCCGACCGGCCGCUGCCUCCGGAGCUGCGGGCCAACAUCCACAUCCGCAGCACCGCGCUCUACAUCUACACAUCCGGCACCACCGGUUUGCCUAAAGCAGCUGUUGUCACCCAUGAGAGGGUGUGGGCCGCGUCCUUCGUCCAGGCAUCGAGUGGAACCACAGCAGACGACAUUUUCUAUAUCAACCUGCCUCUGUACCACAGCGCCGGCUUCCUCAUCGGGAUGACCGGAGGCAUCGAGAGAGGUCUCACUCUCGUUCUGAAGAAGAAGUUUUCAGCCUCUCAGUUCUGGGACGACUGCAGGAAGUACAACGUGACGGUGAUGCAGUACAUCGGCGAGACGCUGCGUUACCUCUGCAACAUGCCAAAGAAAGAAAACGAGAAGAACCACAAAGUUCGAAUCGCCAUCGGGAACGGAGUCCGAAGCGACGUGUGGAGCGAGUUCCUGAAUCGAUUCGGCGACAUUAAGGUCAGAGAGUUGUACGCCGCCACCGAGGGAAACAUCGGCUUCAUCAAUUACACGUCCAAGAUCGGAGCGGUGGGACGCAUUAACUUUCUGCACCAGAUUUUCUUUCCUUACACUUUGAUCAAGUUUGACAUCGAGAAGGAGGAGCCGGUCAGAAACUCGGAGGGUCUGUGCAUCAGAGCAGAAACCGGUGAAACUGGGCUUUUGGUUGGAAAAAUAACUCGGCGCUCUCCGUUUGUCGGCUACGCCGGCAACAAGCAGCAGACGGAGAAGAAGAGGCUUUACGACGUCCUGAAAAAAGGCGACAUGUACUUCAACACCGGCGACCUGCUUCGGUUCGACCACGAAAAGUUUGUUUAUUUUCAGGACCGAGUGGGAGACACGUUCAGGUGGAAAGGUGAAAACGUCGCCACGUCAGAGGUCGCAGACAUUCUCACUUUGGCUGCCUGCAUCUUAGAAGCAAAUGUUUACGGAGUUAAAGUGGAAGGUCACGAGGGUCGGAUUGGCAUGGCGGCCGUCACUUUGAAAGAAGGAGAAACCUUCGACUCUGCAGACGUCUACAAGCAAGUCGUCUCCUACCUGCCGGCCUACGCAAGACCCAGAUUCCUACGGGUUCAGCCGUCCCUGGAGAUGACGGGAACGUUCAAGAUGAAGAAGGUGAAGCUGGUGGAGGACGGAUUCAACCCCGCGCUCAUCAGCGACCCGCUUUACUUCCUGGACCCGGACCAGAAGAUGUACGUCCCUCUGACGGAGGAGAUCAACGGCGCCAUCGCUGCAGGAAAAAUUAAGCUCUAACAGAAACUUAACUCUGAAGUGAACUUUGUGUUUUAAUUGAAGACGUAAAUUUUUGCGUGGAGCGUAACAAUCGACUAAUCUCAGGGAGGAACUUUGCCGCAACACUUCUGAACUGAAGAGACUUUUUUAUUAACGCGUUUGCAGCUUUAGAUAUAAAUCAGUUUUUAAAUAAAUGGUGACGAUAUAAAAAUAUUCCCGUUUGCUUUUUUAAUCAGCAACUUUUCAUACAGAUGAAGCCAGAAGUUUACAUACCCCGUUUAUUCUCACUGAAGUUAAAUGAGACCAAAAUGAUCGGAAUGAACAAAAUUCAUUAAUUCAUCCUUAUUUCCAUUUGUUCAGCCUUAUUUCCUCCAUCCAUCCAUCCAUCCAUUUUCUAUACACCCUUCGUCCCUAAUGGGGUCGGGAGGGUUGCUGGUGCCCAUCCCCAGCUAACGUUCCGGGCGAGAGGCAGGGUUCACCCUGGACAGGUCGCCUUAUUUCCUUCUUUCCAUUUAUCUGUCCUUCCCUACAUUUCUUCAUCCUUUCUUUCCUUCUUUUCAUUUAUUUGUCUUUCUUUCCUUUCUUUCUUUUGUUAGUCCUUCCUUCCUUCAUUUGAGGCACGGCGGUGGCUGCAUGAUGCUUGGAGGGUUUUUUUCUUUGUCCUUCAGCAGUGAAACCAGAGGAUGUUUCUGCUAAACGCUCCAGCUGCUGUUUUACUGAGCUCCACCAGGUGUUUGCUAAUUGCUGCUGGCUAGUCUGAAGGAGCGGAGUGGAACUAAGAGUGGUUGCCAUGGCGAUCAAACAUGGAAACGUGCAUGACAGAAUCACAGCAACUCGCCAGGUAUGUUUUUGAUGAGGGAAUAACAUACUACAGUAAAACUAAAAAAAAAAUUGGUUAAUUUUACAUAAUUUUUCACAUUUAAAAUGCUGCUGUGAACUCAUUGUUAGUUUCAUUUUUUAUGUUGCGUAAUACUGCCCCUUUAAAUACCACGUAAAUAACAACGAUGUGAAAAACCUCACAGAAAGGCUGAAUUAAUCUGUCUUGAGUUUAAAAUGAAGUUUUUCAGUAUGAAAAAUCGUUUCUUGAUCUAUUCAUGUCAUUUAAAACAAAGAAAUAUAUGCUUACAACCUGGAAAUGUUGCAGGCGUUCACACAUGUCAUCUUGGUAAAUUAGAUAAAUAUUAAAUAUGUUUAUGUCAGCAAUUAAAUUCAAAAAGUGAAACUUUUUUAUGGACUCGUUAAAGCUGAUAAGCUUAAAAGAACAAAUCUGAAUAUUUCACAGACGAGAUAAAAAAAGAUUUUAAUACAGAAAUGUGAUCCAGAUAUAGUAAGGGACAGUUUAUAGAAUGUGAGGAGAAAGUUCAGUGGAAGGAAAAUGAGAAAUAAUUGUAAUAUUCCUUAUUUUAAUAACAAAGUUUCACUUAUUAAAUAUAAUUACUUAAACUACAUCCUGGAGAUGUGCAUAAAACACUAGAAUAAAACAACCCUUUACUUUAUAAAUGAAUUUAUUUAGUAAUACAGUGGUAUACUUAGAAAUGUGUUGCAAAGAAAAAAGAACCAAAACUGAACAGAAAUAAAAAUCAAAAUAAAUAAAAAGAACGUCGGCCACACGGGAAAAUAAAACUAGAGUUGGUUUGAAGCUGUGUUAUCAUAUCAAAAGAAAAAUAGUACUGAUGUGCCAUAAUAAAUCGUCUAUUAGUACAAAAAUACAUUUCAGGGCACACAAUACCGCAUCCAGUAUCACAAAUAAAGGAAGGGACCACUCUUCAAAGCAGCACCCCUCAAGUACAUCUUUUUAAAAUCAGUUAAACCAAGCACUUCUCUAGUUUGUAAAUAAGAAUAAAAAGUUUUCUGACAGUUAAAAAUGCCUUAAGUAGUGUAUCUGUCUGUGUGUAUAUGUUGGUAGAAAAGUUGGACUUAUUACUGCGUAUGUCAGUUCCAAGGCUCAGGGGUAUAACCAGAAUAUAAACAUAACCAAUGUAACCACUUCUUCCUCUUUUUUUUUUUUUUUU